Fraxinus pennsylvanica is the source of this 996-nucleotide messenger RNA. The record is from the annotation of a GenBank genome assembly. NCBI's taxonomy places the organism in Eukaryota, Viridiplantae, Streptophyta, Magnoliopsida, Lamiales, Oleaceae.
AUGGCUCGAGAAACUACUGGCUUCCGUAAACCAAUCAACAGCCACGACCCUAAGGAGUUGUCAAAAAUGACAGUCACUCUAAAUAGUGGUUUUGAAAUGCCAAUGAUAGGGCUUGGCGUUUUUCGUAUGGAUGGCAAGGUCAUGAAGGAUUUUAUCAUCGAGGCUAUCAAGAAAGGCUACCGUCACUUCGACUGCGCCGCCAAGUAUCAGAAUGAAGCCGAAUUAGGCGAGGCAAUUGCAGAAGCAAUCGAAAGGAAACUUGUCAAGAGAGAAGAACUUUUUAUUACUACCAAGCUGUGGAAUUCGGACCACGAUCAUGUCCUUGAGGCCUGUCAAGACAGUUUGAAGAAGCUACGCUUAGAUUAUCUUGAUCUGUUUCUCAUUCACUUCCCCGUGCCCACAAUACAUACAGGAGUUGGCAAUGCUUCCAGUGUUAAAGAUAAAGAUGGUGUUCUCGACAUUAAAACUAACAUAUCGUUGGAAACAACUUGGCGUGGUAUGGAAGAUCUUGUUUCCAGGGGUCUGGUUCGCAGCAUAGGAAUUAGCAAUUACAGUUUGCUGCUAACCCGAGACUGCUUGGCUUAUUCAAAAAUAAAGCCUGCCGUGAAUCAGAUCGAGACACAUCCUUAUUUCCAAAGAGAAUCUCUCGUCAAAUUCUGUCAAAAACACGGUGUCUGUGUAACAGCACACACCCCUCUUGGCGGUUCUGUAGCCAACGUCGAAAUGUUUGGUUCUGUGUCAUGUUUGGAUGAUCCAAUUCUCAAAGUUUUGGCUGAAAAAUAUAAAAGGAGUGCGGCACAGAUUGUUCUCCGCUGGAACAUUCAGCGAAAUGUUGUCAUCAUCCCCAAGACAUCAAAAAAGGAGAGAUUGGCGGAGAAUUUACAGGUUUUCGACUUUGAGCUCGCUAAAGAGGACAUGGAGCUGAUUAAAACCAUGGACCGAAACCACAGGACCAACAUACCCGGAAAGUUUUGGGGCGUAGAUAUAUAUCAGUAA